Messenger RNA from Gorilla gorilla gorilla (western lowland gorilla), 8177 nucleotides. RefSeq names its product dynein 2 intermediate chain 1 (gene DYNC2I1). Gene Ontology annotation, biological process: intraciliary transport. The transcript has 25 exons. The record is from RefSeq and is a predicted model, not a curated record. Gene Ontology annotation, cellular component: cytoplasmic dynein complex. Lineage: Eukaryota; Metazoa; Chordata; Mammalia; Primates; Hominidae. Gene Ontology annotation, molecular function: dynein heavy chain binding; dynein light chain binding. The coding region runs from base 4282 to 7767 and encodes 1161 amino acids.
UGCCUGGCUCAAAAUAACUUCUUUUAAACAUUUCUUAAUGUUUAAUUAACUAGUUCAAAUCAGUAUUUAACUUUAACCUCUGAUGAGUGUUUUCUAAAAGAGGAGGCUGGGUUGGAAAGCAAGGGGAGAAGCCCACUGCCCACAGGUGGCUGCAGAUGCCAGUGGCACCUUCUCGCUGGAGUCUGCCCAGCUGUCGGAGAACAAUGAGCGUCAGGUCCAGGGGUUUCUGCUGUUUGGCUUACAGAGCGCGGAAGCCCUCACACCCACUCGGAGUGGGGGUCGGACAAGAUGGCACAGGGGUGGGGUUUGCUUUCCAUCUGGGCUGUGAGUGUCCUCCCUGAAGUGAGGUUUUGGCUUCACCACCUCUGAUGGUGCACCUUGGAGGUGAUACCACCUUGGAAGUGAUUUCAGCCCAGGUUUACUUCUCCUUGGAUUUCAGGAUGAGAUGAGAGAGGAGAAGAAUUCCCUUGAAGCCCUGCAUUGAGGGGAAGGGGAGUUAAAUCAGUUUCAUCUGUUUUAUUCGGGAGGCAAAUCAAAGGGAUGUAAACAUUGUUCAGGGUUCUUACUGUACAGUUCUCCAUAGAAUUUUGCUAUGAAAAGGUUCUAGAUGAUUUAGUUGAUGUAAAUCGAGCGUAAAUCGAGGGACAGAGGCCCUGGGGAGCUGGUGCUGGGCAGCCGCUCAUCUCCUGUUUGCUUGCCAUGUGCAUGAAGGAUGCUGGCCCAGGACAGGUGCUUGCAGAUGCUGAAGACGGCAGGCUCCAGUUCUCAUCCACUAGUGCGUGGGCUGAAUCAUGCUGAUGGUUUUGCUGCUUAGCUCUCCUGAGUCUCCUCGCCCCAGUCCCCAGGUUGGGGUUUGUUCCACUCAUGGGAGUGCUGGGGAACUUUGCCCUUUGGUUCCGUACUUGGAGAGUUGAUUUUAAGCGUGGAUUGCUGGGCUGCUCCAUAGGGCAGAGUCUGAGGGCAGGUCAAGUUGGUCUUUAAAAGGCCUUGGCAGAAGCAUGUGGUUUACAUGUGGCAAGUGGGGACCGACAGCACCGGGGCAGGGAAGCCGUAAAUCACUGUUGAACAGUUUGAAACUCUAGAGGGAGACAGCAUGGAUAGAAAACUUGAGGGUAAACAGUCCAUAUUAGCUGAGUUUUAAGUGCUCCAAAGUAGUCAGUAUUCUGUGCAUUGAAGAAAAUGGCUGUUAUUUUUCUUACUGAAAACUAGAGAGGCCGAAGAAAAAUCCUGUGAUCUCUGUCAGAGACCUCUUGUCUUCAGGGUUUUUGACUUUGUCAGUAUCAGUAAUGUUAACAACCAUUAAGAAACCCCACUGGAUGGCUUUUGUGACAUACUUACUUUUCACAUUCUGAGCUAGUGGCCUUGUGCCUUCCCAGUGUCCCCUGAAUGUCCUCAGCGUCCCCUGUGUGCAGCGCCCACGUCUCCUGGUUGAACUGUCCCCUAAUGUUCUAGGUGUCCCCUCUCUGUGGUGCCUAUGUCUCCUGGUUGGACUGUCCAUUGGUGUCCUGGGCAUCCCUUCUCUGUGGUGCCCAUGUCUCCUGGUUGGAUUGUCCCUGAGUGUCCUGGUUGUCCCCUCUCUGUGGUGCCCACGUUUCCUGGUUGGACUGCCCCUUGGUGUCCUGGGCGUCCCCUCUCUGUGGUACCCUGGUCUCCUGGGUCUCCUGGUUGGACUGUCCCCGAGUAUCCUGGGCGUCCCCUCUCUGGUCACUCUUGUCCUGGGUUCCAUUCAGCCCUUUUGUUUAUAGCAGGUCCUAUAUUAAACCUCUCUGUAGGAGUUAACUUUAAACAAAGAGUUGGCCGGGCGUGGUGGCUCACAACUGCAAUCCCAGCACUUUGGGAGGCCGAGGUCGGGGGCUCACCUGAGAUUGGGAGUUCGAGACCAGCCUGACCAACAUGGGGAAACCCCAUCUCUACUAAAAUUACGAAACUUAGCCGGGCGUGGUGUCGGGCGCCUGUAAUCCCAGCUACUCAGGAGGCUGAGCCACGAGAAUUGCUUGAACCUAGGAAGUGGAGGUUGCAGUGAGCUGAGAUCGUGCCACUGCACUCCAGCCUGGGCGACAGAGCAAGACUCCGUCUCAAAAAAAAAAUAAUUAUUUAAUAUGUUUAUGAGGUAUUACAGCUUUUUUUGUUUGCCCUAAUUUUCACAUUCCAGGAAGAGUUUUAGUGGCUUGUCCAUGAAAAGUUUCCAUUUUUCAUUUGGACUAAAUCUGUUUUUUUUUUUUUGAAACAAACCCCCAAAUGCUUCCUUUAUUUAUACCUUUAAGGAAGUGUUUCUCAAAGGGAAAAAUUGAAUAAUUAUGGUAUAUUCUCUGCAGGAAAUCAUCCUUGAUUUUGCUUAGCUGAGGUUAGGUUUAUCAUUAAGCUCUGUUGUACCAGGGUUGUGGGGUUGUACCCUGUGUCGUUGGAGUGCGUUACUAUGGCGUGGUGAUAUGCGGUUAGGUUUAGCAUGAAGCUCUGUUGUACCGGGGUUGUAGGGUUGUACCUUGUUGUUGGAGUGUGUUACUGUGGCGUGGUGAUAAACACCUGCAUGUUCUGCACUGAGGUUCUGCUGAGGCCUCAGUGCAGCUGUGGAGCAGGAGCGGCACAGAAGAAGGAGCUGUGGCUGCACUGGCAAAGCUCAUGCUCUCCUCGGGGAGACCAGCGCGGAUCUUGUAGGAAUCGCUAUUGCGAGGGUUGCUAGGAGGCAGUGGUGCGGUGUGACAGGAGGCGCCCCAGGUGGCGGCGAGGGUGCACAAGGGGAGUCCCAACCUUGCCUUAGAGCACAGUCAACCUUUACUGUCCUCAUGGUUCCUGUAGGUUAGGAUUUGGGGGUGGCGUGGGGGGACGUUAGGGUGCAGUCGUCACGCUCCCUGAAGGUUGCGUUGGGCUGAGGGGCCCUUCUGAGGUGUGGGCUGGUGCCGGCCUCUCCUGGGCCUCCCCGGGAGUGCUUGGGCAUCCUUGUGCUAUGGCGUCUCCCAGGGUGCGCGGUGAGAGCAAGCGGGCGCCACAGCCAGGUGGAAGCUCUGGAAGGGACCCUGAGCAGGAAGGCGCACAGCUGGGCCUCCACCCCGUCCUCCUCAUCAGAAGUGUGGCAGGGCGGGCGGCUUGAGCUCAGGAGUUUGGGCAACAUGGCGGAACUCCGUCUCUACAAAAUACAAAUAUUAGCCAGGUGUCAUCCCAGCUACUCAGGAGGCUGAGGUGGGAGGAUGACUUGAGCCGAGGUUGCGCCGCUGCACUCCAGCCUGGGUGACAGAACCAGACCCUGUCAAAAAAACAAAAAGACGACGAUGAAGAAGAGUGUGACACAGAAUCUGGCCGACGUUCGAGGAAGGGGAAUCGGCUUGACUUGUAAAGGAAGGGUUGUUGAAGAGUCGGUGGAAAUGGUUUAAGACCACGGCACCUUGUUAUUUUAAUAUUCCCCUCAGAUGCUUAGAACAGUUGGAUACCUGGUGAGCCGGCUGUCCGGAUGCCUCCUUUCCCGGCACGCACAGUGUGGAUUCUCUCACGGCUGGUGGUCGUGAGGCGCUGCGACAUGCUAAGCAGUGCUGGGUGACACAGAGGACUAAGGUAGGCCUUCCUUUCCGGAAGGUGAGGGCUUAGCUGGAGAGAUGUCAUCACACUUGAAAGGUGGAUUAUCCAACGAGGAGCAAACACUUUCGCAGUAGAAACAACAAACAUCAGAGGAGCUGGACGGUGCUUUUGGGCCUGGGGCCUUUCUUGGGUUUUAUCUGCGCAGCCCCAGCUCUGUAGCAGGGCUCGGUGUGUGCGAGGAGCUUGGUGUGUAUUUGCUGAAUACAAGUACAGGGCCCUGGAGGGCCAGAGACACGGGUGAGCUUGUGGGCCCACCGGUUGCCCAGCGUAGCAGACGGGUGUGAUAGGGUGUCCUCAGGGACAGGCAAGCUUUCUCUGGCGACCCUUGAGCAUUCAGUCCACAGGUGUCGUUUCUGUUCCUGAUUUGUUCCUUGGCAGGACUCUAGAGCUGAAAGCUGCUGAGCCUUGUGAUGCCUCACUGUCCUCAUUAGAAAAACUGAGCCGAUAGCCUUCUUAGUAGGGUUAUGAGAUUUAAAUAUUGGUGCUUGAACAGGAUAGCAUCUGGUAUGCACCAGAUGCUAAACUCAUUUCUGUCUGUCAUACAUCCCAGCUGCUGUUGCUGUGUGAGAGGCCGUGGUGUGAGACAACAGCAGCCUUCUAAUUUUCUCACAUACUCUGUGGAUCAGGAGAGCUCACAGCAGUAGGCUUAGUUCUGUUGCUGAUACCUGGGGCCUCGGCUGGGGAGACUUGAGGUUCAGGAGGUGGUGACUCAUGAGGGGCCGCGGGAGCCGUGCCUCUCACGCACCUGCCCUGGUGCUGGCUGUGAGGGACCCCUCUGGGCCCGUGGCUGUGGCAUCUGCUGUGAGGGACCCUCUGGGCUGUGGCAUCUGCAGGGGCCUCUCCCCGGGGCUGCUUCUCUUCCUCACAGGGAAGUAUCUGGAGCUGCAGCCCAGGAGGACCAGGCGGAAACCCAUUGUCCUGGGAGGCCCACGAUACCUUCUGUCCUGGGUUGAGCCCAGCGGCCGCAGAAGGAGCACAGACUCCCUCUGUGUGCACAGCAUUUGGGACAGAAGAACCAAAGAUGAUACCUGGAAAGCAGAUGACCUCAGAAAACAUCUCUGGGCCAUACAGUCAGGUGGUUCCAAGGAAGAAAGAAAGCACAGAGAGAAGAAGCUGUGUAAGGAGUCUGAGAUGGACCUUCCUGAACACAAGGAGCCGAGGUGCAGGGAUCCCAACCAGGAUGCCAGGAGCAGAGACAGGGUGGCCGAAGUCCACACCGCUAAGGAGAGUCCUCGUGGGGAGAGGGACAGAGACAGACAGAGGGAGAGGAGAAGAGACGCAAAAGACCGGGAGAAAGAAAAGCUGAAGGAGAAACAUCGAGAGGCAGAAAAGUCUCACAGCAGAGGAAAGGACAGGGAAAAAGAAAAAGACAGAAGGGCCCGGAAGGAAGAACUCCGGCAGACCGUGGCCCACGACAACCUGCUGGGCCAGGAGACGCGCGACCGGCAGCUCCUGGAGCGGGCGGAGAGGAAAGGCCGCUCAGUAAGUAAAGUAAGAAGUGAAGAGAAAGAUGAAGACUCUGAAAGAGGAGAUGAAGAUAGAGAAAGAAGAUACCGAGAAAGAAAGCUGCAGUACGGAGACAGAAAGGACAACCCUCUCAAGUACUGGCUUUAUAAAGAAGAAGGCGAGAAGAGACACAGGAAGCCCAGAGAGCCAGAUCGAGACAAGAAACACCGAGAAAAAAGCAGCACAAGGGAAAAAAGAGAGAAAUAUUCCAAAGAGAAAAGUAAUUCAUUCUCUGACAAAGAAGGGGAAGAAGGACAUAAAGAAAAGCGACACAAAGAAGGUUUUCAUUUUGAUGAUGAGAGGCACCGAAGCAACGUGGAUAGAAAAGAGAAAUCGGCAAAAGAUGAGCACAGGAAAAGGGAAUCCAAGAACGGUGAACACAGAAAUCGAGGUGCAAGCUCAAAAAGAGAUGGGACCAGCAGCCAGCAUGCUGAGAAUUUAGUAAGGAAUCACGGAAAAGAUAAAGAUUCAAGACGGAAGCAUGGCCAUGAGGAAGGCUCUUCCGUGUGGUGGAAGCUGGACCAGAGGCUGGGAGGCGAGGAAACUGUGGAAAUUGAAAAGGAAGAAACUGAUUUAGAAAAUGCUGGAGCUGAUGCAUAUACAGCCAGUUGUGAAGAUGAUUUUGAAGACUAUGAAGAUGACUUUGAGGUUUGUGAUGGCGACGAUGAUGAAAGCAGUAAUGAACCUGAGUCAAGAGAAAAACUGGAAGAACUUCCUCUAGCUCAAAAAAAGGAAAUACAAGAAAUUCAAAGAGCUAUUAAUGCAGAAAAUGAAAGGAUUGGCGAGUUAUCUUUGAAACUGUUUCAGAAGCGAGGUAGAACAGAAUUUGAAAAGGAGCCCAGGACAGAUACAAACAGUUCCCCUUCCAGAGCCUCCGUUUGUGGAAUUUUUGUGGAUUUUGCCUCAGCUUCACACCGUCAAAAGAGUCGGACUCAGGCCCUUAAGCAAAAGAUGCGAAGUACAAAACUGCUUCGGCUCAUUGACUUAGAUUUUUCAUUUACUUUCUCUCUCUUGGAUCUACCACCAGUAAAUGAAUAUGACAUGUAUAUCAGAAACUUUGGGAAAAAAAAUACCAAGCAGGCAUAUGUUCAGUGUAACGAAGAUAAUGUUGAAAGAGACAUUCAAACGGAGGAAAUAGAGACCAGGGAAGUGUGGACCCAGCACCCAGGAGAAAGUACUGUUGUAUCUGGAGGCAGUGAACAAAGAGAUACCUCUGAUGCUGUAGUUAUGCCAAAGAUUGAUACUCCAAGGUUAUGUAGCUUUCUGCGGGCGGCUUGUCAGGUGAUGGCCGUUUUGCUGGAAGAGGAUCGCUUGGCAGCUGAACCCAGCUGGAAUCUUAGGGCUCAAGACAGGGCCCUGUAUUUUAGUGACAGCUCAUCUCAGCUGAACACCAGUCUGCCAUUCCUUCAAAAUCGAAAAGUAUCCUCCUUGCACGCCUCCCGAGUUCAGAGGCAGAUGGUGGUCUCCGUUCACGACUUACCCGAGAAGAGCUUUGUGCCCCUGCUGGACAGAAAAUACGUCCUCUGUGUGUGGGAUAUUUGGCAACCUUCAGGGCCACAGAAGGUUCUGAUAUGUGAGUCCCAGGUCACGUGUUGCUGCUUGAGCCCUUUGAAAGCAUUUUUACUGUUUGCCGGAACAGCGCACGGCUCAGUUGUCGUCUGGGAUUUGAGAGAAGACUCAAGGCUGCAUUACUCUGUGACGCUGAGCGAUGGCUUCUGGACGUUCCGGACCGCCACGUUUUCCACCGAUGGAAUCCUUACCUCAGUAAACCACCGAAGCCCUCUUCAAGCAGUAGAACCUAUCUCAACGUCCAUCCACAAAAAGCAGAGCUUUGUGCUUUCACCCUUUUCUACUCAAGAAGAAAUGUCAGGUUUGUCCUUCCACAUCGCUUCCUUGGAUGAGAGUGGGGUUCUCAAUGUGUGGGUGGUUGUUGAAUUACCAAAGGCAGACAUCGCAGGUUCAAUAAGUGAUUUAGGUCUGAUGCCUGGAGGGAGGGUCAAGCUGGUACAUAGUGCUCUGAUCCAGUUGGGUGACAGUCUUUCCCAUAAAGGUAAUGAAUUUUGGGGCACUACACAAACACUGAAUGUUAAAUUUCUGCCUUCAGAUCCUAAUCACUUUAUUAUUGGCACAGACAUGGGUGUCAUAAGCCAUGGCACAAGACAAGAUUUGAGAGUGGCUCCCAAACUAUUCAAACCUCAGCAACAUGGUAUAAGACCAGUGAAAGUUAAUGUCAUUGAUUUUUCACCAUUUGGAGAACCAAUAUUUUUGGCCGGCUGUUCGGACGGAAGCAUCAGGCUGCACCAGCUGAGCUCCGCGUUUCCGCUCCUGCAGUGGGACAGCAGCACGGACAGCCAUGCGGUCACCGGCCUGCAGUGGUCCCCAACCAGGCCUGCCGUGUUCCUGGUGCAUGACGACACAUCCAACAUCUACAUCUGGGACCUCCUCCAGAGCGAUCUGGGUCCUGUCGCCAAACAGCAGGUCUCCCCCAACAGGCUGGUGGCCAUGGCUGCAGUGGGUGAGCCCGAGAAGGCUGGUGGCAGCUUCCUGGCCCUGGUGCUGGCCAGGGCGUCUGGCUGCAUCGACAUCCAGCACCUGAAGAGGCGGUGGGCGGCCCCAGAGGUGGACGAGUGCAACAGGCUGCGUCUGCUUUUGCAGGAAGCCCUGUGGCAAGACGGAAAACCGCACAAGUAGCGGGUGUUGCUGAGAGGACGGCGUUUCUGUAAUGACCCAAAUUUAAAAGACAUAAGGUGGAUAAUUCUACAUUUGUAUGCAAGUAUAUUUAUGUAUAUAGACUAUGUAUAUUCUGUAUAUAAUUUAUUUUACAUGAAUAUUUCUUUGGUAUUCCCAGUAAAUACAUGACUACUUUUGAAUGGAAACAAAGAACAUUCUAGCAUUUACAAAACUUCCAGGGGAAUGUAGAGCCACGUCCAGGGUGCUCUUUUCUGAGAGUAUUUCGAGUUAUUUUUAGAACAGUUUAAAUAUUGUCACAUUACUGCUAGAUUUUAAACAGCCUACCAUGAAAAUGUAUCUUAAUGAACUAUUUUCUUAUGCAUAAAGUAUGUGAACACACAUCCAAAUUAAAAGGAAUUACUCCACUGAAA